GGCGGCGGCAGCAGCAGCAGCGGCGGCGGCGGCGGCCGUGGCGGCCUCAGCGGCGGCCUCCCUGCUCCAUAACAACACGCCGCUCAAGGAAGGUGCAAUGGAUGAGCUUCAUAGCCUGGAUCCAAGAAGGCAAGAACUGUUAGAGGCUAGAUUUACUGGAGUUGUGAGUGGCAGUACUGGAAGUACGGGAAGCUGUAGUGUCGGAGCAAAGGCCUCAACAAAUAAUGAGAGUUCUAACCACAGUUUUGGCAGCUUGGGAUCUCUAAGUGAUAAAGAAUCUGAGACUCCUGAGAAAAAACAAUUGGAGUCUUCUAGGGGUAGAAAAAGGAAAGCAGAAAACCAGAGUGAAAGCAGUCAAGGGAAAAGCAUUGGGGCACGUGGACACAAAAUUAGUGACUAUUUUGAGUAUCAAGGUGGAAAUGGGUCUAGUCCAGUAAGAGGAAUGCCUCCUGCAAUUCGUUCUCCUCAAAAUUCACAUUCCGCCCCUUCUUCUGUUCGGCAAAACAGCCCCUCUCCUACGGCAUUGUCUUUUGGGGACCACCCUGUUACGCAACCCAAACAGUUAUCAUUUAAAAUUACUCAGACUGAUCUCACGAUGUUGAAAUUAACUGCACUUGAAAGUAAUAAAAAUCAAGACUUGGAAAAAAAAGAAGGUCGUAUAGAUGAUUUGCUCAGGGCUAAUUGUGAUCUACGACGGCAAAUAGAUGAACAACAAAAGCUACUUGAAAAAUACAAAGAAAGAUUAAAUAAGUGCAUUUCAAUGAGCAAGAAACUUUUAAUUGAAAAAAGCACACAAGAAAAGCUGGCAAGCAGAGAAAAAAGUAUGCAAGACAGAUUACGCCUUGGGCAUUUUACAACUGUUCGACAUGGUGCUUCGUUUACUGAACAGUGGACAGAUGGCUUCGCAUUUCAGAAUCUUGUAAAGCAACAGGAGUGGGUAAACCAACAAAGAGAAGAUAUUGAAAGACAAAGAAAACUUCUGGCAAAACGGAAACCUCCAUCUACAAAUAAUUCUCAAGCACCUUCUGCCAAUUCAGAACCUAAACAGAGGAAAAACAAAGCUGUCAAUGGAGCAGAAAACGAUCCAUUUGUUAGGCCCAAUUUACCACAACUGCUAACGCUAGCAGAAUAUCAUGAACAAGAAGAAAUUUUCAAGCUUAGAUUAGGACAUCUCAAAAAGGAAGAAGCUGAAAUACAAGCAGAACUUGAACGUUUGGAAAGAGUUAGAAAUCUUCAUAUACGAGAACUCAAAAGAAUAAACAAUGAAGAUAAUUCUCAGUUCAAAGACCAUCCAACAUUAAAUGAGAGAUAUUUGUUACUUCAUUUACUUGGCCGAGGUGGAUUUAGUGAAGUAUAUAAGGCGUUUGAUCUUUAUGAGCAAAGAUAUGCUGCUGUGAAGAUACAUCAACUUAACAAAAGCUGGAGAGAUGAGAAAAAGGAAAACUACCACAAGCAUGCCUGCAGAGAGUACAGAAUACACAAAGAGUUGGAUCAUCCAAGGAUAGUAAAACUUUAUGACUACUUCUCCUUGGAUACAGAUACGUUUUGUACAGUAUUAGAAUAUUGUGAAGGCAAUGAUUUGGAUUUCUAUCUCAAACAACAUAAACUAAUGACAGAGAAAGAAGCCAGGUCCAUUGUAAUGCAAAUAGUAAAUGCACUGCGAUAUCUCAAUGAAAUUAAACCACCCAUUAUACAUUAUGAUCUUAAACCAGGAAACAUCCUUUUGGUUGAUGGAACAGCAUGUGGAGAAAUAAAAAUCACAGAUUUUGGCUUGUCUAAAAUAAUGGAUGAUGAUAGCUAUGGUGUUGAUGGAAUGGACCUAACUUCACAAGGAGCUGGGACUUACUGGUAUUUGCCUCCAGAGUGCUUUGUCGUAGGAAAAGAACCACCAAAGAUUUCUAACAAGGUGGAUGUGUGGUCAGUUGGAGUAAUCUUUUUCCAGUGUCUAUAUGGCCGAAAGCCAUUUGGCCAUAACCAGUCACAACAAGAUAUACUUCAAGAAAACACAAUAUUAAAAGCCACUGAAGUACAAUUCCCAGUAAAGCCUGUUGUGAGCAAUGAAGCCAAGGCCUUUAUCAGGCGUUGCUUGGCAUACCGUAAGGAGGAUCGGUUUGAUGUCCAUCAGCUGGCUAAUGAUGCUUACCUACUUCCACACAUGAGAAGAUCAAACUCUUCAGGAAACUUGCAUAUGACUGGACUGGCAGCCUCUCCCACACCGCCUAUAUCAAGCAUUAUUCCUUACUAAAGCAUCUUCACAAAGAAGGUUUGCAUGGCACCUUCAUGUAAUUUUGCUGCAGUGGACUUUCAUUUGAAAGCAUUCUGUUAGCGUUGUUUACACAGCAGGACAAAUUUAACGAUGGUGUCUUCAUACUGUGGCCCUUCAAAGAAAAGUCAUUUCUGUGAUAAGACUGGAUCAUGAUCUGAGAAGGGUACAUUUGUUUCAGAUGUUCACAUUGAAAACUUUGAAGGACAGCAUUGCCUGUUGCCUCCAAACCAGAUGUACUGUGUUAUUAAGACUGAAGAAAAUAUGUGUUUGGACUUCUAGGGAGGGAAUACUGUAAAUAAUCUUUUUACUUUAAAAAAAACUUUUGGUUGAUACUGGAGAGUUCUAAUAAAGAGGGGUAGUUUUCAUUAUUUCAAUAAAGAAGAAAACAGAGCACAGAACAACAACUCAGUGCCUGGACAAAAUAAAGAAAAAGUGAAAUAAAAGAAACUUUCUUCCCAAGAAGUCAACGUUUCAAAAACCAAAGUAAAGUUGAAUGACACAGCUUUGUUUAUUAAUUUCUAUGGAUAGAAGGGAUUUAACAUUGGGGGGUGGGGGUGGGGCUGGUGAGAAGUUUUUAAAAAUGUGUUUGUUGAUUGAAUGACUGUAUUUUCAAAGGGAUAAAAAUAGUUCCAGUGAGGGAGCAAAAUCUAGUUUGAAACUAGUUCAAUUAUUUAAGUGGCAUUUUGAUACUUAGCAGAGUUGUCAACUGAUAUCUGCUGCCCAGGCUUUUUGUGGAGGAUUUACAAGGCCAUGUAUGUAACCAAAAGCAAAUUGGUCAUGUUUAAUGUUUCUAUGCAGGAUAAUGACAAAUUCCCUUCUAACUUUAUUGUAAAUGUAUUGUACAGAUGUCAUAUUUUCAGUUUAAAAAAUUCAGCAACUUAUUUCUGUACAAAUGUUUAAAAGUAUGGCUUUUUCUAAUUGGAUAUUGUAUUUUUUUUAAGUCUCAUUGAAGGCGCUUUUAAUUGCUGCUAAAUGAUGUUGCUUUUGCUUUUGCAAAAAAAACAAAACAAAAAAAUCAAAACAACCUCCUUAAGGUGCAAGUCAGCUGAACGUCCUAGAGAGACUGAAAGUAGAUAAUUCAUUCACAAUCAAGGCAUGUCAAACCGACCUGUGUUGGAACUAUACAGUACCAUUCAAGUCAGUUUCCUGAACUGGAGCACGUGGAUACUAGAUGUAGAAGUUGUUUAUGGUUAUUCUCGGUUUCUGGAAGUACUGUCUACAAGGUGGGAAGAUGUUCCUCUAAAGAGAUGUCUCUUGUGGCUUGUACAGAUAUUUUAAAAUGUGAAACAUUUUCUAACUGCCUUGUAUGGUAGGGUUUUUUUUUU
Python bivittatus (Burmese python) is the source of this 3591-nucleotide messenger RNA. NCBI's taxonomy places the organism in Eukaryota, Metazoa, Chordata, Lepidosauria, Squamata, Pythonidae. The record is from RefSeq and is a predicted model, not a curated record.